Messenger RNA from Drosophila mojavensis, 3336 nucleotides. RefSeq names its product RNA-binding protein Nova-1 (gene pasilla). The transcript is spliced from 8 exons. The coding region runs from base 742 to 3195 and encodes 817 amino acids. NCBI's taxonomy places the organism in Eukaryota, Metazoa, Arthropoda, Insecta, Diptera, Drosophilidae. Gene Ontology annotation, cellular component: nucleus; cytoplasm. Gene Ontology annotation, biological process: regulation of alternative mRNA splicing, via spliceosome; mRNA splicing, via spliceosome. The record is from RefSeq and is a predicted model, not a curated record. Gene Ontology annotation, molecular function: mRNA binding.
GUCCAAGUCCUGAGAUGGGCGACUCACGCAAAAGGCCGCUCGAUUCAGAUCCGGAAAAUGAACAAACUAAACGCUCACAUUUCAGUUCCGCAGCAUUUCCGCAAAACCAAUAAAACCACAAACAAUAAAACAACAUUUAAAUGUGAAAUAAAAGAAAACGAGAAACAAAACAAAAACAAGAAAAGCAAAAACUCUGUUGUGAUUACAAAAAUGACAAAGCAAAAGGCGAAUUUAUUCAAAUAAUAACGCAAUAACAAGUGACAAAACUCGAAGGCGAAUCCAUCAUCUAUCAUAAUCGUCGAUCACACAUCUCUAGCUGGAAUUUCCCAACACAGUCAGAAUUUGGACUGAACUGAGCUGAGCUGAACUGAGCCGAACCGAGCUGAAAGGAAAGAGAAGUGGACAGAGAGAGAGAGAGAGAGAAACAGAGGAAGAGAAAGAGAGAGAGAGAGACAGACUCCAUCCAUAGUUAAGAUCAACACGCUGAAUGUUUUUGAAUUGGAAUCGCGUAGAGUAGUUCUAAACUGAGCAGCAGCAGUCAAAUUGAUCAAAAAUUAAAAGAAAAAUACAUUAAAAAUCUAUAAACUAUAAAAAAGUAAAAACCAAAAAUUGAUUUUGAUAAUCUAAAAAAUUAAUAAAAAUAAAACCAAACAAAUUAUUCCGUCGCAUACGCAAAGCAAAAUUUAAGACUGAAUGACAACAUUUGAACAGCAUCGAAACGGCAAGUGACGAUCGCACGCUAUGGAAAGUAUUAUAAAUGUGGCAGCCCAGCAGAUAUUGCAGCAGAUGGGCGCCGAUCUAAGUGGAGCAAGAGCAAUGCAACAGCCACAGCAGCAACUGCCACAGCAGCAGCAGCAACAGCAACAGCAAGAGCUAGAGCUAGGGCUGGAGCUGGAGCUGAAGCUGAAGCUAGAGCUGGAGCAACAGCUGCAGCAGUAUGCAAGUAUGCAAUAUCAGCAGUCAACGCCCACGCAUAUGACGCAAUUGAAUUAUCAGCAGCAGCCACGACAACAUUCCAAGACAACAACAGCAACACAAGCAACAACAUCGCCAUCAUCAUUACAUUCGCUGACCAGCAGCAGCAGCGGCAGCAGCAGCAGCAGCUUCAGCAACUAUAGCAACUACAGCAACAGCCACAGCAAUAGUAAUAGCAAUAGCAAUAGUAACAUCUACGGCAACAACAUCAUUCACAACGCUGCAUACUCAUUAGCAGUCUUUAGCUAUAAGCAACAGCAGAAGCAACAGCAGCAGCUGUCACUGAAACAGGCACAAAGCAAUCCUAAUCUAAGCAAUACUCAACAUCAUUAUCACCAGAUGGAACUGCAGCAGCAUCAUCCAGCCAGUCACAAUGGCUCGCCCGAUAGCAGCGCAUCGCCAAUUGCUGCAGCGGGACAGCAGCAGCAGCAACAACAGCAUUUACAGCAACCGCAACAGCAGCAGCAGCAACUUAGUAAACAUGAGACAACGGGAGCUGCAACAGCAAAUGCAACUGCAACAGCAAGUGCAACAGCAACAGCAGCAGCAACUGCAACUGCAUCAGGAACGGCAGCAACAUCCAGCUAUAAGACUGCCUCCUGUUGGUGCUACGGUGAGUCAGUUUGUUCUGGAAUUGAGGUUGAAAUUGAAAAUAAUAACAAUAAUCAUAAUCAUCAUGGCGAUACCACAUUUCACAUGAAAAUCCUGGUGCCCGCGGUGGCCUCCGGCGCCAUCAUUGGCAAAGGGGGCGAGACGAUUGCCUCCUUGCAGAAGGACACGGGUGCUAGAGUCAAGAUGUCCAAAUCGCACGACUUCUAUCCAGGUACUACUGAGCGAGUCUGCCUCAUCACCGGCUCCGUGGAGGGCAUCAUGACCGUGGUCGACUUCAUAAUGGACAAAAUCCGGGAGAAGCCCGACUUGACCACAAAGAUCAUCGAUGCCGAAUCGAAGCAGGCCCAGGAGCGGGACAAGCAGGUGAAAAUAUUGGUGCCCAACUCGACUGCUGGCAUGAUCAUCGGCAAGGGCGGCGCCUUCAUCAAGCAGAUCAAGGAGGAGAGCGGUUCCUAUGUGCAGAUAUCGCAGAAACCAAAGGAUGUGUCGCUGCAGGAGCGCUGCAUCACCAUCAUCGGCGACAAGGAAAACAACAAGAACGCUUGCAAGAUGAUACUCUCGAAGAUCGUGGAGGAUCCUCAGUCGGGCACAUGUCUGAACGUCUCCUAUGCAGAUGUGAACGGACCCGUUGCCAACUUCAAUCCGACCGGCUCGCCCUAUGCCACCAAUCAGAAUGCCAUCAACUCAAGCACCGCCUCGCUGAACUCCACGCUGGGCACGGCCAUCGGCGGCGCCGGCACUGCGGCCAGCCUCCUGGUCAGCAAUGCGGGCAUCAACUUGUCCCUCAACUUGAGCGCCCCCAAUCCGACGCCCAACCUGGCGUUUGCCACACAGCUGUUGGAUCACAUCAAGCUUGCCAUGCGCGGCGCUGGAUACUCGGAGACCGCCACAACUGAAGUGGGCGCCGCCCUCGGGGUGCUGGCCAAGUACGGCGUGCUGGGCAUGGGCGUGGGCGUGCCGCACACCAAUGGGGCGCAUCCGACGCUGGCCAACUACCUGGGCGUGACGACGCUGGAGCAGCAGACAGCCGCCGCAGCGUCAGCGGCCACGGCCAGCAAUGUCUUCGGCGCUGUUGGGCAGGUGAACUUUGAGUACGCUGCCGCUGCGGCAGCUGCUGCGGCGGCCAAUCGGCCCACGCAGUCGCAACUGGAGGUGCAAUUCGAUUCAUUCCGCCAUCUCGGCUCGGCCACUGCGCCCGCCGCCACGCCCGUUUCGCUAAACAACAACAGCUUUGGACUGACCGGCGCCACCGGCACGGUGACCAGUGCGCAACUGGGCGCCGCCGCCUCGAUAGGCGGCUUGAGUAAGAGCCCCACUCCGGGCGAUCUGGGCGCCAAGGAUACCAAGAACGUUGAGGUGCCUGAAGUGAUUAUUGGCGCUGUCUUAGGUCCGAACGGUCGUAGUUUAGUUGAAAUUCAACAUGCUUCUGGCGCAAAUGUGCAAAUUUCCAAAAAAGGCAUAUUCGCACCUGGCACUAGAAAUCGCAUUGUAACCAUAACUGGUCAGCCGAGUGCCAUUGCCAAAGCGCAGUAUCUAAUUGAACAAAAAAUCAACGAGGAGGAGACAAAGAGGGCGCGUCAAAUUCCAUUAACCACUGUUGUGAAUUAAUAAUCAAGCAAUCAAGCAACCAGCACAACAACAAAAAACAACAACAACAGCUAUCCCCCCAUAUAAAACAUACCUAUAAACAAAACGUAUUUCCUCAAAAGAAAAAAAAAAGAAAAACAUAAAAAUAACUAAAAGAAAUGG